AUGGAUGUGGUUCUCCAUAUUAGCGUUGUUUCUGCUCAGCAUUUUGCUGCCUGUCGACCUAUUUACAGCCACAAACCUGAUCGAUUGCCCAUUCCUGUGCAAUGGAUUCCACCUUCUCUUGACUGGUUUCUGGGGCAAACUGAUAUCCUCCAAGUUGAAUUAUGGAGCAUCCUCAUUGGCCUUCGGAUGGCAUUGACAAGAGGCAUCCGGAAACUCGUAAUCCAAUCCGAUUCUAAUUACGCUAUCAAAUCAAUCACGGACACUGAUGAGGCAACAAAUCCGUUGUCGCUUGUUCGAGCCAUUCAUAAGAUGAACUCCGAUAAUUGGGAUCUAAUCUUCCGAUGGAUUCCACGUGAAGCAAACGCAGUUGCGGAUGCUAUGGUGAAAAUGACGGAUAGACAUUCUUCCUCAACAAAGGUGUACGAAACCCCUCCUGUAGCUCUGUUAUCUUUGCUUUCACGGGACAUCCAUGUCCCUUAA
This is a messenger RNA of Hibiscus syriacus, 480 nucleotides long. RefSeq lists its product as uncharacterized. The record is from RefSeq and is a predicted model, not a curated record. The transcript has 2 exons. Gene Ontology annotation, molecular function: nucleic acid binding; RNA-DNA hybrid ribonuclease activity. NCBI's taxonomy places the organism in Eukaryota, Viridiplantae, Streptophyta, Magnoliopsida, Malvales, Malvaceae. Bases 1 to 480 code for a protein of 159 amino acids.